GCCGGGUAAAGCACAUGUGGACGGAGAGCAGCAGCUCCAGGUUUAGCUGUGUUUAAUCUGCGUGUUUUUCUCAGUAACUCAGGGGAACAGCGGGGCUCUCUGCGGGUUUAUAGGAGUAUAAGAGAUAAACUGAGCGAGUCUGAGCUGAAUUCUUCACUUUAACACGAUGCCUCACAGGAAGAAGAAGCCGUUCAUAAACAAGAAGAACGCCGUGACGUUCCACCUGGUUCACAGAAGUCAGAAGGAUCCGCUAGCAGCCGACGAGAAAGCUCCUCAACAUGUCCUCUUACCGGCCUCAAAGGUGGAGGUGGAGAAGAGGAGGGAGGAGCAGAGGCAGUUUGGUGUGUUUUUCGAUGACGACUACAAUUACCUGCAGCAUCUUAAAGAAGCGUCCCGGCCUGCAGAGCUGAUCUCAGCAUCGCAAACUCAACGAAACGCACAGACUGUGACCUUCAGGGAUGAAGAGGAGGAGGAGAAUGAGGAAGAGGAGGAGGAAAAGGGCAAGGAGGAGGUCAUGGUUAUACCUGCCGCGUCCAUUAAUCUGCCCUCAUCCGUCUUUGCCUCCGAGUUCGAGGAGGAAGUGGGUUUGUUAAACAAAGCAGCUCCUGUGUCAGGCCCGAGGCUGGACAUGGACCCGGACAUCGUGGCGGCGCUGGACGAAGACUUUGACUUUGAUGAUCCUGAGAACAUGCUGGAGGACGACUUCGUCAUUCAAGCCAAUGACGUCAUGAAAAGAAAUGUGGGUGAUAAAGGUGAAGGUGAGGGUGAUGAUGAUGAGUGGGAGGACACAGAUGAAAGUGGAGAAGAGGAAGAGGAAGAGCAGGACUACGACUCAGCCGGAGCUGUUUCAGACGAGGAGGACGAGUUUGGAGACGGCAGGCGACAGUUCGCCUUCAUGGACUGCGAGACGAAGAGCCGCUUCACAGAGUACUCCCUCACCUCGUCCGUCAUGAGGAGGAACGAACAGCUCACGCUGCUGGACGACCGAUUCGAAAAGUUCUAUGAGCAGUUUGAUGAUGAUGAGAUCGGUGCUCUGGAUAACGCAGAGCUGGAGGGAUACAUUAACCCCGACAGCGCCAGACUGGACGAGGUCAUCCAGGACUACUUCAGAAAGAAGCAGAAAGAAUGCCAGACUCCAGAGCAGCUGGGUCCGCCUGAGCUGCCCACAGUAAAGGAGGAAGAUGAUGAAGAGGAGGAAAUGGAGACGCUGGUUAUUGAGGAGCCGCCCACCGAGAAAUGGGACUGUGAAACCAUCAUCAGCACGUACUCCAACAUCUACAAUCACCCAAAGCUGAUAGAAGACACAAAGAAGCAGAAGCAGAUCCGUGUCUCCAGUAAGACGGGGAUUCCUCUGGACGUUCUGCCGAAGAAAGGUCUGACUGCUCGGCAGGUGGAGAGGAUGGAGAGGAUAAACGACUCGGAUCUGCCCAGAGUUUCCACUCAGCCCCGAUCCAGAGAGGAGAGCAAAGAGGACCGCAGACUCAGGAAACAGGCCAUUAAAGAUGAGAGAAAGGAGCGGCGGGUGGAGAAGAAGGCUAAUAAGGUGGCGUUUAAGCAGGAGAAACUGAUGCAGGAGAAACAGAUGGUUGGUCUGAGGGCUAACGUUCAGGGCAUGAAGCUGUCGUAGCCUCUGUGGACUCAUCAAUCAUCAAUCAAUCUUCAGACAGAACUGUGGAGAAGAACAUAGAAGAAUAUAGACCAUGCACACCUACAGUACAUAGAGUUUCUGCUGGUAUAAAGACUCUGGGGGACGUUCUCCCAGCUUCCUGUCUGAGGAAUCUUCCCCUCCUACCUCUACCUAUACUGGAUUUAAUGAAGAUCCAGGCAGAAGAUCUCUCAGAUCGUCUACACAACAUGAUUUUGUGGCUGAAGAAGGUUAUAUACUACAGUCUCCCACAAUGCACCGGUCAUUUUGGGUGUAGAGAAGUGAAGCUUAUUGCAUAAACUGAAUGUGGACCAGAAAGUGAUGCACAAGCUCAUAACUCAUAACAGAAAUGGUAUUAUAUCUGAGUGUGGAAAAACUGUACCAAUAUAAAACUGAAUUAAUAAUCUAUAAUUUGAUCUGAGUGUCUGUAUUAGUGGUUGCCCUUUGUUCUGAAGGGCAGAAAAAUUCAGAAGUUUAAAUUAAACUUUUUGAGACCUUUGUGAA
Molecule: messenger RNA, 2149 nt
Organism: Astyanax mexicanus (Mexican tetra)
Lineage: Eukaryota; Metazoa; Chordata; Actinopteri; Characiformes; Acestrorhamphidae
Gene: ltv1
Product: LTV1 ribosome biogenesis factor
Exons: 11
Coding region: 167-1627 (486 amino acids)
Biological process (GO): ribosomal small subunit export from nucleus; ribosomal small subunit biogenesis
Cellular component (GO): cytosol; nucleus; preribosome, small subunit precursor
Source: RefSeq, a predicted model, not a curated record